AUGUCUACUGAUCCGCCAAUGUAUCCAAAGAUUUCGAGUGCAUCGAUGGGUGACUGUGAAAAUAGAUUAUCAUACUUUGGUGAUAAUCACAUAUCAUGCUAUAACCGACGUCGUUCUAUACCAUUCAAUCAAAAGUGUAUCACAAAAUCUCGAACAAUGCCUUAUCCAUUAUACAGCGAAUGUUGCGAGAAUUCAUUGCCAAAUUCUCGUUGUAGUGCUAAUGUACUAGCUGAUUGCUUAAAAUCGUCACCUUUAUAUCGUCGACAAGAAUCAGAACGAUGGGGACAAGCGAUCAAUUAUUAUCAGGAAAUGAUGAAUAAUCGUGAUCAAUGCUGUACAUCACCGCCUAAUUCACCAGUCAAUUUAGGAACAUCACAUAAAUAUUCCGCCUGUGGUGCAUCAUUCUCGGCUUGUGAUUCACCACUGGGUGACAUUGAUAAUUUAUAUACAGUAGGUUCAUUGAGUGGAAGCCUAAUGGGAUCUUUUCCGUCAUUAACACGUGUAUCAACAAAAAAUCGAAGUUUACAUGGAACAAAUCCACAAUCUCGUGGUGAAUCAUCGCUUGAAUUAGAAGCAAUUGCUGCUGUACAUGAACUUUCAUUUGCUGUGCAAACAAUUUCAGUUUCCGAAAUACUUCCUCGAACACCGGAUUUAAUCUUUGUUAAUGUCACCACUACUGAAGGUCAACCAUACUGCUUGGAACUAACAUUAAAAGGUUGGCGUAUCACGUCAUUACGUCAUGAUUGCAUGCACGGUGACUAUACACGUUUGGAACUUUUCACCGUAUACUAUGACACGUUGUAUGAUUUAAUGGAUAAAUUGUCACCAAAUUAUAGAAAUCUUUUCAGUGAAAAAUUAGCACAAAAAUUACGUAUGCUUCAGACUGAUGAUGAUGAUGGUGAUGGUGAUGGUGAUGGUAAUGAUAAGGAUAAUAAUAAUGAUAAUGAUAAUGAUAUGAUAGCUUCAACACCAUUUUCUACUGCUACACAAUCAACAAAUUUAACCGAUAAUUUAGACAGCACUGAAACACCAAUUCGUCAUACAACUUCAACAGAUGACUCACAAUCAAAUGAUAAUGUUAUCAGUCAUGAUAAAAAUGAUGAUUAA
Messenger RNA from Brugia pahangi, 1107 nucleotides. The record is from the annotation of a GenBank genome assembly. NCBI's taxonomy places the organism in Eukaryota, Metazoa, Nematoda, Chromadorea, Rhabditida, Onchocercidae.